UGUACUGGGCUUAAACCCAGAAUAGUUGUAAACUUUUAGCCCAACCCAAAACCAAAAACCCUACAUCUAGUUCAUUCAACUCCCACCUGCAGUCGAGAAGUCUGAGACACCAAUCGAGGUGAACGAAGGUGAAGCUCUUCGAAAAUGGGUCAAUUUAGGUUUCAUCAGUACCAAGUGGUGGGAAGAGCAUUGCCCACUGAAUCCGAUGAACAUCCCAAGAUUUACCGCAUGAAGCUUUGGGCAACCAACGAAGUUCGGGCCAAGUCCAAAUUUUGGUAUUUUCUCAGGAAGUUGAAGAAGGUUAAGAAAAGCAAUGGUCAGGUUCUUGCCAUUAAUGAGAUCUAUGAGAAGAACCCUACUACUAUCAAGAACUAUGGAAUAUGGUUGCGUUACCAAAGUAGAACCGGCUACCACAACAUGUACAAGGAAUUCCGUGACACCACAUUGAACGGUGCUGUUGAGCAAAUGUACACCGAGAUGGCUUCUCGACACAGAGUCAGGGCCCCGUGCAUCCAGAUUAUCAAGACAACAACUGUUACUGAUGAACUUUGCAAGAGGGAGAACACCAAACAGUUCCACAGCAAGGAUAUUAAGUUUCCACAAGUGUUUAAGAAGAUUAGACCACCAAGUAGGAAGCUCAAGACAACGUACAAAGCAUCAAAGCCUAAUCUCUUCAUGUAAGGCACCACUUAGGUUGGAAACUGCAAGCAUAAACACUUGAAUAUUUUUCCUAAAUUGAGGGCUCGGUUGUUAUUUUUGUCAGUUUUCAGUUGUUGGUUUUUUGUUAUAAAAGUAAUGUGAUUUAGAUUGAA
Molecule: messenger RNA, 812 nt
Organism: Spinacia oleracea (spinach)
Lineage: Eukaryota; Viridiplantae; Streptophyta; Magnoliopsida; Caryophyllales; Amaranthaceae
Product: 60S ribosomal protein L18a
Exons: 4
Coding region: 145-681 (178 amino acids)
Biological process (GO): translation
Cellular component (GO): ribosome
Molecular function (GO): structural constituent of ribosome
Source: RefSeq, a predicted model, not a curated record